Molecule: messenger RNA, 775 nt
Organism: Carlito syrichta (Philippine tarsier)
Lineage: Eukaryota; Metazoa; Chordata; Mammalia; Primates; Tarsiidae
Gene: NPM2
Product: nucleophosmin/nucleoplasmin 2
Exons: 8
Coding region: 29-691 (220 amino acids)
Biological process (GO): chromatin remodeling; positive regulation of DNA replication
Cellular component (GO): nucleoplasm; nucleolus; cytoplasm
Molecular function (GO): chromatin binding; histone binding; RNA binding
Source: RefSeq, a predicted model, not a curated record
AGGGCCGCCCGCUCCUCUGCGCGGCGCCAUGAACCUCAGCGUCAGCAGCUCGGAGGAGAAGGCCGCGAGGACCGUGCUCUGGGGCUGUGAGCUCAGUCAGGAGAGGCGGACUUGGACCUUCAAGCCCCAGCUGGAGGGACAGCGGGACUGUAAGCUGCUGCUGCGGACGGUCUGCUUGGGGGAGAGAGCCAAAGAGGAGGUGAACCGCGUGGAGAUCCUGCCCCCAGCAAGCCAGGACAGGAAGAGGCAGCCCGUCACCAUCGCCUCCCUGCAGGCCUCAGUCCUGCCCAUGGUCAGCUUGAUGGGAUUCCAGCUGUGUCCUCCAGUCACUUUUCAGCUCCGGGCUGGCUCAGGACCCGUGUUCCUCAGUGGCCAGGAAUGUUAUGAUAGUUCAGAUCUAACCUGGGAAGAAGAAGAGGAGGAGGAAGAAGCAGAGGAAGAGGAGGUGGAGGAGGAGGAAGACGAGGAGGAGGAGGAGGAGGAGGAGGAGGAGGAUGCAGACGUGUCUCUGGAGAAGGAGACCCCUGUCAGACAAGUCAAAAGGCUGUUGCCCCAGAAGCUGACCAGUGUGGCUAAGAAAAAAAAGCUGGAAAAAGAAGAGGAGGACGUGAGACCCAGUGUUACCGACAAAAGCCCUGUGAGAAAGGUCAAACCCACACUGAAACCCAAGAAGUCAGGACCCAGGAAAUGAAGAACCAGGGCCUCGGAGACCACCGUGCAGCGUGGGCCUUUUCCAGGCUAAGCUGGGGCUCAGGGCACCCCCCCCACCUGGCCC